This is a messenger RNA of Dentiscutata erythropus, 220 nucleotides long. NCBI's taxonomy places the organism in Eukaryota, Fungi, Glomeromycota, Glomeromycetes, Diversisporales, Gigasporaceae. The record is from the annotation of a GenBank genome assembly.
AUGGAAAAUUCCCAAGAUGAUGAUUUUUUUAUGUCUUCUUUUUCACUAUCAAAUCUGUUGCAAACACAUGGUGAUUUAUAUAGAGAUAAUUUAUAUGAUGAGAGUUUAGAAAGUGGUGAAAAAUCUGAUUCUUUGGAUGAAAGUUCAGAAGCUAAAAAAGAUUUAUCAGCUUUAGCAUCAGCUACUACAACUAAAAAUAGUCAAUUCUUAAAUAAACCUA